CUCACCCUGCUGGCCGUGGGGAGGGCGUGUCUCCUGUCCCGCUCCGCCCACUCGGCCCCGCCGACCCAGUAUCGGCCAAUCAAAAAAGUGAUGGUGGCUAAUAGAGGUGAGAUCGCCAUCCGUGUGUUCAGAGCCUGCACUGAGCUCGGGAUUCGAACGGUGGCCGUCUACUCUGAGCAGGACACUGGACAGAUGCACAGGCAAAAAGCAGACGAGGCCUACCUCAUUGGGAAAGGGCUGCCGCCUGUCGCCGCCUACUUGGACAUCCCCGACAUAAUCAAAGUAGCCAAGGACAACGACGUGGAUGCCAUCCACCCGGGCUACGGGUUCCUGUCAGAGCGCUCGGACUUUGCUCAGGCCUGCGCCGACGCGGAUGUGAUGUUUGUCGGACCGACUCCGGAAACGGUCCGCAAGAUGGGAGACAAAGUGGAGGCCCGCACCCUCGCAAUCAGCGCCGGUGUACCCGUAGUCCCGGGAACAGACUCCCCCAUCAGCAGUCUGCAGGAGGCCCACGCCUUCGCCCAGAGCUACGGCUUCCCCAUCAUCUUCAAAGCGGCCUACGGAGGCGGCGGCCGAGGCAUGCGGGUGGUCCGAGAGUACGAGGAACUUGAGGAGAAUUACCAGCGGGCCUACUCGGAAGCGCUGACUGCUUUCGGCAAUGGCGCUCUGUUUGUGGAGAAGUUUAUUGAAAAACCAAGACAUAUUGAAGUGCAGAUCCUCGGAGAUAAAUACGGUAAUGUCAUCCACCUCUACGAGAGAGACUGCUCCAUUCAGCGGCGCCACCAAAAGGUCGUGGAGAUCGCACCGGGUUUCCAACUGGACCCUCAGCUGAGAAACCGGCUUCAUUCGGACGCUGUCAACCUUGCCAAAUUGGUGGGCUACGAGAACGCGGGGACGGUGGAGUUCUUGGUGGACAAACACGGCAAACACUACUUCAUCGAAGUCAACUCGCGGCUUCAGGUGGAGCACACGGUGACAGAGGAAAUCACGGACGUGGACCUGGUGCACGCCCAGCUGCAUGUGUGCUCCGGCCGCAGCUUGCCAGAACUGGGCCUCAGACAGGACAAGAUCCGGGUCAACGGCUGCGCCAUCCAGUGCAGGGUGACCACCGAGGACCCGGCCAGGGGCUUCCAGCCUGACACCGGCAGGAUCGAGGUGUUCCGAAGUGGCGAAGGCAUGGGCAUCCGUCUGGACAGUGCCUCGGCCUUUCAGGGCGCCGUCAUCUCGCCGCACUACGAUUCUCUGCUGGUCAAAGUCAUCGCCAGCGGCAAGGACCUGCCCACCGCCGCCUCCAAGAUGAGCCGAGCCCUGGCCGAGUUCAGAGUGAGGGGCGUCAAGACCAACAUCCCAUUCCUCCAGAAUGUGUUCUCCAACCACCAGUUCCUCCACUCCACCGUGGACACGCAAUUCAUCGACGAGAACCAGGAACUGUUCAACCUCAAGCCCACGCAAAACCGAGCGCAGAAGCUGCUGCAUUAUCUCGGUCACGUGAUGGUGAACGGACCGACCACACCCAUCCCGGUGAAGGCCAAACCGUCCUCCGUUGACCCCGUCGUUCCACCCGUCACCAUGGGAGAUCCUCCGGUUGGAUUCCGCGACGUCCUGCUGCGCGACGGCCCGGAGGGCUUCGCCAAGGCCGUGCGUGCCCACCAGGGCCUCCUGCUGAUGGACACCACAUUCAGAGAUGCCCACCAGUCCCUGCUGGCCACCAGGGUGCGCACCCACGACUUGAAGAAAAUCUCGCCGUUUGUCAGUCAUAACUUGCACAACCUUUUCAGCCUGGAAAACUGGGGAGGUGCCACCUUCGAUGUGGCCAUGCGCUUCCUGUCCGAGUGCCCGUGGAAGAGACUCCAGGAGUUGAGGGCUUUGAUCCCAAAUGUUCCCUUCCAGAUGUUGCUGAGGGGAGCUAACGCCGUGGGCUACACCAACUACCCCGACAACGCCGUCUUCAAGUUCUGCGAGGUGGCAAAAGAGAACGGCAUGGACGUCUUCCGCGUUUUCGAUUCGCUCAACUACCUGCCCAACAUGCUGCUGGGCAUGGAGGCCGCCGGUUCGGCGGGGGGCGUCGUGGAGGCCGCCAUCUCGUACACGGGCGACGUGUCGGACCCCAUGAGGCAGAAAUACUCCCUCGGCUACUACCUGGAGCUGGCGGAGGAGCUCGUCAAAGCCGGAACGCACAUCCUUUGCAUCAAGGAUAUGGCCGGCCUGCUCAAGCCCCAAUCCAGCAAGCUGCUCAUCGGCGCUCUGAGGGAGCGCUUCCCGCACGUGCCCAUCCACGUGCACACGCAUGACACGGCCGGCGCCGGCGUGGCCGCCAUGUUGGCGUGCGCAGAGGCCGGAGCUGACAUUGUGGGGGGGUGAGUUGACUCGAUGGCCGGCAUGACGUCCCAACCCAGCAUGGGAGCAAUGGUGGCCUGCGCCAAAGGCACCGAGUUGGACACCGGUAUCGCUCUGGAGAAGGUGUUUGACUACAGCGAGUACUGGGAAGUGGCUCGAGGCCUCUACGCUCCGUUCGACUGCACGGCCACCAUGAAGUCCGGCAACGCCGACGUCUACGAGAACGAGAUACCCGGAGGGCAGUACACCAACCUCCACUUCCAGGCGCACAGUAUGGGCCUGGGGAAUAAGUUCAAGGAGGUGAAGAAGGCCUACACCGAAGCCAACAAGCUACUCGGAGACCUCAUUAAGGUGACGCCGUCCUCUAAGAUCGUGGGGGACCUGGCCCAGUUCAUGGUCCAGAACAACCUGAGCCGCGCCGAGGUGGAGGAGAGGGCCGACGAGUUGUCCUUCCCGCUGUCGGUGGUGGAGUUCCUGCAGGGCUAUGUUGGGAUACCUCACGGAGGAUUCCCGGAGCCCUUUAGAACCAAGGUACUCAAGUCCCUCCCUCGCGUGGAGGGCCGCCCCGGUGCCUCCCUGCCGCCGAUGGACUUCAAGUCGCUGGAGGACGGGCUACGAGCGUCGUACGGCGAAGACAUCACUCCUGAAGACGUCAUGUCGGCGGCCAUGUACCCCAAGGUGUUCCAGGAAUUCAAGGACUUCACCGCUAACUUUGGCCCAGUGGACUGUCUGAGCACCAGGCUCUUCCUGGAUGGACCAAAGAUCGCCGAGGAGUUUGAGGUGGAGCUGGAGAGGGGCAAGAUCCUGCACAUUAAGGCGCUGGCCCUGGGUGACCUGAACAAGGCCGGCCAGAGGGAAGUCUUCUUCGAGCUCAACGGGCAGCUCAGAUCCGUGCUGGUGAAAGACACGGUGGCCAUGAAGGAGAUGAAGUUCCAUCCCAAGGCUCAGAAGUCCAUCAAGGGUCAGGUGGGCGCGCCCAUGCCCGGAAAAGUGCUGGAGGUCAAAGUGGAAGUGGGCGACAAGGUGGAAAAGGGUCAGCCCCUGUGCGUCCUCUCCGCCAUGAAAAUGGAAACCGUGGUCAACUCGCCGCUGUCGGGCACCAUCAAGGCAGUGCACGCCGUGACCGACUCCUCCCUGGAGGGCGACGACCUGAUCCUGGAGAUCGAGGAGUAAAGUGAGAGGGCGGAGAGUCGGUGGGUGGGCAGGGCCUUCUGUAUAGUUUGCUGCAAGUGAGGUGCAUGGGGGGGUGGGGGGUGGGCUUUAUUUUUGGGGGAGGCAUCUACACAUAGCAAGGAGGUAGAAUAGAAACGCACAAUAACAUAUGCCAAUGUGAAAUAGUGAUUAUUUAGUCUUUGUCCAGGACGUGGACUAGUUUCGCUUGAGCUACAUUCCAUCGCUGGCCUGAACAGUAGGACUACCAGAGCCGUCAUUUUGGACACUUUUCAAACUUUAAUGUGGUAUUACUCUGCGUAGAUAGCUUGACGAUGCUCCCGGCCUCUUGACUUUUCCUCAUUCUGUGCAUAUUUCGUUCCCAUGGUCAGCACGGCCUGGUUUCCACCACAAACGGCGGCGCGGCGGCUGCAUUGAGGAAAGCUGCUGGUCACCGUAAUCUAUUUAAAAAAAAAAAAAUCUUCUGAAGGAGAGGAGGCAUUACAUCCGCUUCAACAAUAUUUCCGGGUCUGAGGAUGAAUUGCUCGGCUGACACAGAGCGAGUCCGAGUUUAAAAAAAAAAAAAAAAAGGAGCCGUGUAGCGUGUGCUAAAAUAGAUGUGAUAGUCAUGACAUUGUUGGCAGUACAUGCCAGGCAGUCGAAAUCAAAACAUGAAUGCUUCUCUGGUGCUUGUUGACAUCAUUCCCCCACGAAAAAAAAAGAAUUGCGGGGUGCGCUGGAGUUGUUUUGUGUGCCUUACUUCCGAUUUUCUUCCUCUUCUUCGAAGUGAAGUGCAGUCACGUCUUUGGCGAGCCGCGUCUCCUUUCCUUUGGCACCGAACGAAUAUAUUUGGUAGCAGCUGAGCCGCAUGCAGUGUGGCCGCCGCACGGGACAUUUGGCGCUCCGCCGACCGUUUCUCAUUCCUUUUUAUGACUUGAUUUACGUUCAAAGAUCACAACAGAAUUUUAGUCAACUUUAUGAGACACUGGCGCCGCAAAUCUUAAUCAUUUUCGUCGAGGAUUGUCAGAGCGCCAGCUGUCAAAGUGGCGCGUCGAAUAAUUUCAUAAUAAUGGUCGUCCCAGCGUUAAACGAACGGAAACACGCGCAACGCUAACUUAAGGUAGCGUUGCGACGACGUGCUCCGAUAACACGCCUCGAGUAGGCGUCGCUUCGUGUCAUCGGCUCGACUCAUUCCCUUCACGUCAAUCUUGGAAAGUUCGCAGGACGAGUGUGAAGGCGCCAGGGUGGUAAUUUUUAAUGAUUAUGCUUUCAUGUCAAGUGCAUUCUGGGAAUGUGUGAGCCAGUCGGGAAGUCAAAACUAAUUUUUGCGGGGGGUCGGGGGCGGUGGUGAUAUUCCAGUUUGGCGUUACGGCGGAAGUCGUGUUACUGUAUCAGUAAUAUCAGCGAGCGGUCGUUACUCCACAUCACGUCGGAGUAAAGGCUUCGCGAGGCGCGAACGAGACGAUGCGUUGACGUGAGGCAGUCCCAGCUGUGUUCCCCCCCCCGUCCCCCCAUGAAGCUCCACUGAUUAAUUUCUUCAUUAAUACUCUGUCAAGUGAUGUGAAAUUAGCCGGACUAAUAAGAGAGCCCCGGCAGCAGUGGCGCGGCUCCGAUUCUUCGUGUGCCCUGGCAUAAAUUAGCCUAAUUGUGUGUGUGCAAGCAAAUUUCCAAGCGGCACCCACCAUGCUGCACCUCCAGAAGUUUAAAAAAAAAAAAAAAAAAACGGCUCCGAAAUGAGACGACAUCUUGACAAACACGGAAGCGUUCUUUUGUUGCCAAACACGAGCACUUGAACGCUUGGCAAAUCUGUCGACCCGAUACGUUAAGCUGUGUGGAGGUGAUCACUUUGCGCCGGUGGUAAAUUCAAACACCCGUGGCCCCGCCCGCUUUCUACCCCGUCAGUCCGAUCGGCUCUCGCCGCCGCCGCCGCGUCAACCCGAACUCCGGCUCAUCCUCGCCAACCUCCGCACGCCAGGUCAUCAAAAGAAAUUGUUUGCUUCUCGGGUUACGCCAUCUACUGGUCAGUGACAGUCAUAUGUGUUCUUUUUUUUUUUUUUUUUUUAAUCUCUAUAUAGAAAUGUAUAUCUACAAGCAACCAAAAUAUUUGUUUACGCUUUCAUAUGCAAAAUGUCUCGCAAAAAAUCUUACGUUUACAUUUGUCUGCCCUCGUUUAGCCUGUACUGGAUAAGAAGCACAACUGAAAAAAAACUAAAACACUACUU
This is a messenger RNA of Hippocampus comes (tiger tail seahorse), 5708 nucleotides long. RefSeq names its product pyruvate carboxylase, mitochondrial. NCBI's taxonomy places the organism in Eukaryota, Metazoa, Chordata, Actinopteri, Syngnathiformes, Syngnathidae. The record is from RefSeq and is a predicted model, not a curated record. Gene Ontology annotation, molecular function: metal ion binding; pyruvate carboxylase activity; ATP binding. The transcript has 26 exons. Gene Ontology annotation, cellular component: cytoplasm. Gene Ontology annotation, biological process: pyruvate metabolic process; gluconeogenesis.